Vigna radiata var. radiata (mung bean) is the source of this 483-nucleotide messenger RNA. RefSeq lists its product as uncharacterized. NCBI's taxonomy places the organism in Eukaryota, Viridiplantae, Streptophyta, Magnoliopsida, Fabales, Fabaceae. The transcript has a single exon. The coding region runs from base 1 to 483 and encodes 160 amino acids. The record is from RefSeq and is a predicted model, not a curated record.
AUGAAGAUUAUUAUGCCUUCAGCUGAAGUACUCCACCAACUUCCUGUUUAUUCCAAGCGAAUAAAGUAUUAUCUUGGAGAAGUUAUAGAUCUUGAAAACGAAGAAACUGAGAAACAGGAAAGUUGUAGACGUCCUAAGAAGAGAAAGCAUCCGCCUAAGAUGAAGGAUCCAGGGAGUCUUACUAUCCCAUGCGCCAUUGGAGAUGCUGAUGUAAGGAGAGCUUUGCUAGAUUCUGGGUCUGGUAUUAACUUGAUGCCCUUACCUUUACUGAAAAAGAUUGGUGGGAUAACAUUAAAACCAUCUAAUAUUUUUGUGGUGGUGGCGGAUGGAUCUUCGAAGAGACCUGCUGGUAUGGUGGAGGAUGUGGUCAUUCAUGUUGAGCAUCUUGAAUUUUUGGUCAAUUUUGUCGUAAUGGAGAUGGAGGCCAAUGAGAUGAUUCCGUUGAUUCUUGGGAGGCCAUUCAUGAAAACGGCCAAAAUAUAA